AUGCGAGCAUUAGCGCCGGUUCAAUUGAGGCGAGUGUCGGUAAGGCGACUUUACAGAAACUUCACACGAUCUGGUGACGACUCCAGUCUGGAAAUAUCAAAAUUUGAUUCACAUGUGUCAGAUUUGAAGGGAAAUAACUUGGAACACUUGAAGAUUGAGCUUCAUGAUAUAAGGUUAGCGACCCAUAAUUUUUCAGACACAUAUAAAGCUUUCUCAGGGAGAUGCUAUACGUGGUACACAGUAGAACUAGGCCAUUUUGAUAAAGAAAACCCUUCCUUCAUAGAAGAGAUGAGUAAAUGUAAACUAUUUAAGAGACACAGCGCAGUUGUGAUAAAGCGCUUCCUUCCUAAAGUUGACGAGCACGAAGAAGAAUUAUUUUAUACAGAACUUGAAGUGCUUGCUAGUGUUAAGCAUCACAACAUAGUCACUCUAAUAGGAUUUUGUGUUGAAAGUUUUGAGAGGAUACUUGUCAUCGAGAAAUUUUCUAAUGGAUUCCUUAGUGAUUAUUUGGUUAACGUAAAAAAAAUGCAUAAUUUGACUUGGGAAAAACGUCUGAAAAUCUGCAUUGACGGUGCGCACGCACUGAAUUACCUUCAUUAUGAGAUGGAUGAUAAAAAAAUGAUGAUACACAGUUAUAUAGAUCCUUCAAGAUUUGGGUUGGAUGAGAAUUGCAGGGCAAAGAUCGAAGACUUUGAGUUCGCAGUAUUCCUGUCUCCAAAUCAAAAAGACGAAGCUCUAUGUAAAAGAACAAAUUUUAAGUCAAAGUUCCAUGUGGAUCCAGAAUAUGCGAAGACCGGUAAGCUAAAAAGAGAGUCAGAUGUGUAUAGCUUUGGAGUAGUUAUGUUUGAAAUUCUAUGCGGAAGAGUAGCUUGGGACCAAAUUUAUCUUAAGCAUAGUGAGAAAGGGCUGGUUCAUGUUGCAAGACAAAACUUCUCCAAUGGGACAACAGAUGACAUUAUAGAUCCUAUUCUAAAAGAAGAAACCAGUAAACAGAGUCAUAAUCCAAUUAGAGGAGCCAACAAGGAUUCUUUGUACACAUUUUUAAAAGUUGCAAACCAGUGUGUGGCGGAGAGUCAAGACCAACGCCCAACAAUGAAAGUUGUUCUCAGUGAACUUGAGCAAGCAUUGGUCUUUCAAGAAAAUAAAUGGAAUAAAAUCGGUGAUGGGUUGUGGAGUUGGUUGUGGAUGGCGGCGGCGGUAGUUGGCGCGACAGUGGAGGGUGGUGGGCGGCGACGGGUGGUGGCACCAACAACGAUGGGUGGUGGUGUUGGCCGAUAG
Molecule: messenger RNA, 1278 nt
Organism: Helianthus annuus (common sunflower)
Lineage: Eukaryota; Viridiplantae; Streptophyta; Magnoliopsida; Asterales; Asteraceae
Product: calmodulin-binding receptor-like cytoplasmic kinase 2
Exons: 3
Coding region: 1-1278 (425 amino acids)
Biological process (GO): protein autophosphorylation
Cellular component (GO): plasma membrane; plasmodesma
Molecular function (GO): ATP binding; transmembrane receptor protein tyrosine kinase activity
Source: RefSeq, a predicted model, not a curated record